CGCCAAAGGAGCUAUUACCUCGCGAUUGUAAUGAUAUCUUACACAGUUGGCAUGACAGCAGGACGAAUUGUUGGUGGCGCUGUUGUCGAUUCUGGAUCCUGGAGAUGGGUCUUCUGGCUGAACGUACCAAUUGGCGACGUCGCAUUGCUAGUCCUCUUCAUGUACCUGCACGUCGGCUAU
Messenger RNA from Paraphaeosphaeria sporulosa, 180 nucleotides. RefSeq lists its product as uncharacterized. Gene Ontology annotation, molecular function: transmembrane transporter activity. The transcript is spliced from 2 exons. The record is from RefSeq and is a predicted model, not a curated record. The annotation marks the transcript as partial. Lineage: Eukaryota; Fungi; Ascomycota; Dothideomycetes; Pleosporales; Didymosphaeriaceae. Gene Ontology annotation, biological process: transmembrane transport.